CACUCUCUCGCCAAUAAUAAUAAAUGCCAAAUUGGCGUGGAAUACCCAGAUCAGGAUCAGGAUGUUGGGCAACAAGUUGUCCAAAACGAAGAACCAGAAGGAGGUAGCCACACAGGCUAAGAAGACCGUGGCGAAGACCAAGCCAAAGAACAAAGUCAAGGUUAAGGGGAAGGGUAAGGGCAAGGGCAAGGAUAAGGAUAAGACCAAGGACAAGGUAAUGUUAGGGGAAACAGAAUCUAAAAUUUUGAUGGCUUUGGAACGAGGCAGUGGAGAUGGUCCCCAUCAAGUGGCCACUCAGCCAAGCCUCGUGGCACUCCGCUUCAUGGACAUUUCGCUUCGCCACUCGGACAUCCAGUUGAUUCAAUCCACCAACGAGGGCGUUAACGAGCGCCUGGUGGCCUUCUAUUACACAUACCUACAGCAGCGGCGUUACCGCUCCCAGACGGAUCUGCACUUUUUAAAUCCAGCCAUGGCCGCCCGACUACGACAUAUGGACAUGCGUCAGUUGCUGGCAAUGGUUCGCGACCGCCGUCUCAACGAGAAGCAGUUCAUUCUGGUGCCGCUGUCUUCCCAUCCCAGACCACAUGGGCACUGGUCCCUUUUGCUGAUUUCUCGCCCGGAUGGCAAAUUCUACCACUUCGAUUCCUUGGAUUAUUCCCAUUCGAUGUUGGCCGGCUUGGUGUCGGAAACUUUGAGAGCGCCCCUCGAAGCCUGGAAGUUCGCCCUAGUCACGGGACGGUGUCUGCAACAGGAGCUCCUGCCCGCAGGUAAGGAGGGAUCGGUGCGCGACCCCGCCUCUGGAAUCCACAUGAUGUGCAUGACCGAUUACGUGGCAGACUACGUGUCCAGAGUUGGAUACGCCACCAGUACGCUGCUCAUCGCCUACGACGAAGUCACCGCCAAGCGCACCCAGCUACUCGAGCUCAUUCUGUCGCUCGGAGGAAAUCUGCCCUCCAAGAGGGGCCGCUAAACGGAUGUGUCCCCAAUCAUGUGUUUCCUUAUGUUGGUUUUAUUUUUGUUUCUGCUGCAUAAAUUAUCAAAUUAACUAAAUCAAAUAAAAAUUGUGAACUUUACGUAUUUUGCGAUUACUUUUAGGCUUAAAAUUUGUUUUUAUUUAAGGAAGAAAUGCGCUCUGAGUGCUCGUUUGUUAUCGUAAAUUCUCGCAUAUGA
Drosophila eugracilis is the source of this 1170-nucleotide messenger RNA. RefSeq names its product sentrin-specific protease 8. The record is from RefSeq and is a predicted model, not a curated record. Gene Ontology annotation, molecular function: deNEDDylase activity; cysteine-type peptidase activity. Gene Ontology annotation, biological process: proteolysis. The transcript has 2 exons. Bases 62 to 970 code for a protein of 302 amino acids. NCBI's taxonomy places the organism in Eukaryota, Metazoa, Arthropoda, Insecta, Diptera, Drosophilidae.